Molecule: messenger RNA, 2128 nt
Organism: Pisolithus orientalis
Lineage: Eukaryota; Fungi; Basidiomycota; Agaricomycetes; Boletales; Pisolithaceae
Exons: 5
Biological process (GO): transcription preinitiation complex assembly; DNA-templated transcription initiation; transcription by RNA polymerase III
Cellular component (GO): nucleus; transcription preinitiation complex; transcription factor TFIIIB complex
Molecular function (GO): RNA polymerase III general transcription initiation factor activity; RNA polymerase III type 3 promoter sequence-specific DNA binding
Source: RefSeq, a predicted model, not a curated record
GAUGUCCUGUCCCGAAUGCGGCGCAGAGUGUGUCGUUGAAGACGACGGGUUCAAAGUCUGCACAAGUUGCGGACACUAUGAAGAACAGACCAUCCUAGCUACCCAUGUCGAACACUACAACGACCCGUCGUCUAGCAGGGCUGUCCGCAAUCGAAAAGGAUGGGAUCUUGCCGGCCAGUCCAAGGAAGCCCGCGACAAAAGGAACAUGACAUCCAUGUCUAUCUUCAUCAAUUCUGUCUUGACCAGGCUAAACAAUCCCGGUCUAUCCCCACGAGCCCAAGCCAUAUUCGCACAAGCAAUGGCAGCCGGUGGAUAUAGGUGGGGUCGCAAGGCAAAGCUCACUGCAGGCGCUUCUGUGGCAAUAGCCCUCCGCGAGUCGCACAAGUCAGACUCGCUGCGCGAUAUCGCAUUUCUCCUGGACGAAUCCCGGCUUUCCAUCGCCCGCGCUUUCCAGUCCGUCGUUUCCCUUCUCAACUUCUCACUUAGCUCUACAGACCCCUCCGUCCAUUUCCCAGCUCUACAAACACACCUCGUCUCGCUUAUUCGCCCUGAUUCCGGCUCAGCACCGCCUACUUCUGCCACAAGGCUUCCUGUGGAUCUGCUCGCUACACUUACGCCCCUCUCUUUGCCCGCUGCUAUUCGCACAGCAACAUCUCUUGCGGGAAUUAUAUCCGCUUACGUCCCGCCGCUCCCUAUCACGUCCCUUCCCACACCCCCUACUGCAUGUGCUCUCCUCAUCCUUGCAGCUCGAAACCGAUAUACUGAAUUGGCAUGUGCCCUCGGAAGCCGAUUUGGUCUCUCGGGCGGUGUCGUCUCAUCGCGAUACAAGACAAUCUACGAUCUCAUCGAGGUAUGGAUCCGUGACGUCCCCUGGCUUGAUCAGUUCCCGCAGAAAAACAAGGGUCGCAGUCGUCCAAAGCUCCCUAAACGUGCCGUUGUCGCAAAGGGAAUUAAAGACGUUAUCCAGUUCCGAGAAGAGAUAUGGAAGAAGCAGAUCGAUGGGCAACGCAAGAUUAGCCUUGUGAUUGAGCCUGACCCUAGCGAAAAUCCCGCGGAAAGUGCCAGUAGUUCGAGAUCUUUCGUCGAAUACAAUGUCCCCGAAAAUUCAACCGACGUUCGAUCGCAGGCUACAAAACGGCGCAAGAUUAUCCACGGAAGUACAUAUGAAGCUUGUCGGUUCUUAUUGAAUCCUCUAUCAUUUCCGACCACGUCAUUCCGCGGAUCCUCUUCCUCUCGCGAAUACCCGGGUAACGGAACAGAUGCCGGCGACAGUAACCUUGACGUAUCUCUAGCGACGGAUUUGCUAACGCGCCCUAACGAAGCAGAAGAAUUCUUUACGUUCCAAAGCAAAGACCCACCAACGCGUCUUCAGCUUCUCGCGCUAUCUCGAGGGGGCAGUGCGCCGCAAGACAUUUCUGAUGAGGAACUGUUCGAACAAGGCGAGUUGGAGGGACUGUUUAGGAGUGAAGAGGAAAGAGAUGCUCUAAUACCUUUGUUUGAGCUGAACUGGGGAACACAAAGCUCAGCCAAGGAUUCAACCCCUGUUUCACGACAAAAUAAGCCGAUACGGACGGAACCCAACCGUGGCGCAAGACGUAUCAACAUGGAGGUUUUAAGCCGUAUACUUGAAGGAGGAAGUACUGAACUUUCCCUGUCGGAUGCAGGCUGGGAAGAUAACUCGGAAGAGGAUGACAACGAGAACAAAGCUGACCAAUUUGCAAAUCGACUUGACUUCUCGGUCGAAAACAUAUGCUCUUCUCCUAUCAGCGAACCUAGGCGUAUCGGUCGUUCGUCGAUAGAAGAGGAAGUCGAGACGAUAGAUGAUUGGCGGCCCCUUUCUCCGGAAGCCGGGUUUAGGCGAUUUGGCAAUACUGCUGAAGCCGAUAGGUAUGAGCAGGAAUGGUAACGACAUAAUCGAGAUCUUCAUAAUAUAUAUUGUCCGUUCGACGUCUCUUGUGAUACCAUGUCUUCGACGAAUGCUCACCCGUUAUCAUCAUCCUGUGGGUUAUUCUUUCCUUUUAGUACCAAUGAUAUCUCUACCCCAAGGCUUUUGUUUCCGGCUUUUGAUAUUCCCUCCCGCUUCCCUGAGCUGCUUCUCGACUUCUGCUUCCUGCAGCUUUGCUAAAUA